This is a messenger RNA of Vitis riparia (riverbank grape), 2976 nucleotides long. RefSeq names its product cation/H(+) antiporter 15. Gene Ontology annotation, biological process: regulation of pH; proton transmembrane transport. The transcript is spliced from 3 exons. Gene Ontology annotation, cellular component: membrane; endomembrane system. Gene Ontology annotation, molecular function: antiporter activity. The record is from RefSeq and is a predicted model, not a curated record. Lineage: Eukaryota; Viridiplantae; Streptophyta; Magnoliopsida; Vitales; Vitaceae. The coding region runs from base 235 to 2748 and encodes 837 amino acids.
UUUUCUUUCUCCUUUGAUCUUUCUCCUCCUCCUCCUCCACCCAUCUCCCUCCCUCUCUUCCCCUCUGAAACAAGACUGGUCUCUCUGCCUUUUUCUCCACUUUUUCUGCAUGCGUGUGAAGGAAUUAGACGAUGUUGCUCCCUAGGAAUCAUGGUGAUGGCAGCUAGUGCAACACGACACUCAUUUAGAAGCUGGUGGGGGGUUAUGUUGUGGUGAAAAAGAAGGAAAAAAAAAAUGGCUGACGUGACGGCUACAGUCAACAGAACAGACGAUAUGAUCGUCUGUUAUUCGCCCACCAUGAUCACCACCAAUGGCAUUUGGCAGGGUGACAACCCUUUAGAUUAUUCUCUUCCUCUCUUCAUCUUGCAAUUAACUUUGGUUGUUGUUACCACUCGCCUCCUGGUUUUCAUCUUGAAGCCUCUUCGCCAGCCUCGUGUCAUCUCUGAGAUCUUGGGUGGUGUAUUGUUGGGCCCUUCGGUCCUCGGGCAAAACCUGCAUUUGGCCAACCUGAUAUUCCCCCUUCGAAGUGUGAUGGUACUAGAGACAAUGGCAAAUGUAGGGCUUCUUUAUUUCCUCUUUCUGGUUGGGGUAGAAAUGGACCUCACAGUAAUCCGGAGGACUGGAAAAAAGGCCAUUGCCAUAGCUAUUAUUGGCAUGAUCUUGCCCUUCAUCAUAGGUUGCGCAUUCUCCUUAAUUCUUCACCAUGAAGAUCGCCAAAUGAAUCGGAGCACUUUUGUGCUCUUCCUUGGGGUUGCUCUCUCCGUCACUGCAUUCCCAGUGUUAGCCCGGAUUCUCGCAGAGCUCAAACUCAUCAACACAGAGCUUGGCAGAAUGGCCAUGUCGUCUGCUCUAAUCAAUGACAUGUGUGCUUGGGUUCUCUUAGCUGUGGCCAUUGCCUUGGCCGAGAAUGAGAGUAGUUCACUGGCUUCCCUCUGGGUGAUACUAUCCAGUGUAUUCUUUGUCGUAGUUUGUAUUUUCAUUGUCAGACCAGUUAUCUCCUGGAUGAUUCGGAGAACUCCAGAGGGGGAAUCCUUCAGCGAGUUCUAUAUAUGUCUCAUUCUCACUGGGGUAAUGAUCUCUGGUUUCGUUACAGAUGCCAUUGGAACGCACUCUGUUUUUGGAGCUUUUGUCUUUGGUCUGGUUAUUCCAAAUGGACAACUUGGUGUCACUCUCAUAGAAAAGCUUGAGGACUUUGUCUCAGGGCUUCUGCUUCCUCUCUUCUUUGCCAUCAGCGGGCUUAAGACUGAUGUCACCAAAAUCCACGGAGCUCUUACAUGGGGAUUUCUAUUUCUGGUCAUCAUCCUUGCUUGUGCUGGCAAAAUUGCUGGGACUCUCAUUGUUGCUCUGUUUUAUCAGAUGCCCUUACGUGAAGGAAUUGUCCUUGGCUUGCUCAUGAACACCAAAGGCCUCGUUGAAAUGAUCGUCCUCAACGUUGGGAGGGACCAACAUGUCUUAGACGAUGAAACAUUCGCCAUCAUGGUUACAGUAGCCGUCAUUAUGACUUCCAUCAUUGCACCCAUUGUAACACAUAUUUACAAGCCGGCGAGGAAAUUCAUCCCAUACAAACGAAGAACAAUUCAGAGGUCAAAGCCCGACGGUGAGCUUAGAAUACUGGUCUGCAUCCACACCCCUCGAAAUGUCCCAACAAUCAUCAACCUCCUCGAAGCCUCCCACCCUUCCAAGAAAUCACCAAUAUGCAUCUAUGUACUCCACCUAGUAGAACUCACUGGCCGCGCAUCUGCUAUGCUUAUUGUUCACAACACUCGGAAAUCUGGCUGCCCAGCCCUCAACAGGACCCAAGCUCAAUCUGACCACAUCAUCAACGCAUUUGAGAACUACGAGCAGCAUUCCUCCUGCGUGUCCGUUCAGCCCCUGACAGCAAUUUCCCCUUACUCCACCAUGCAUGAAGAUAUCUGCAACUUGGCAGAAGACAAACGUGUAGCCUUUAUCAUCAUCCCUUUCCAUAAGCAGCAAACAGUUGAUGGAGGGAUGGAAGCCACAAACCCAGCUUUUCGAGCAGUGAACCAGAAUGUAUUAGCAAAUGCACCUUGCUCAGUCGGUAUUCUUGUUGACAGAGGCUUGAAUGGGUCCACACGCUUGGCUGCAAGUCAGGUAUCUCACCACAUUGCUGUGCUGUUCUUUGGCGGACCAGAUGAUAGAGAGGCACUGUCAUAUGCAGAGAGGAUGUCUGAACAUCCUGGGAUUAGCCUCACCGUGAUGCGGUUCAUUGCUGGGGAUGAAACGGUUGAGUCCACAGUGGAGCCUAGCAGUGAUCCAAAUGAUCCUAGGAUAUUAACAGUGAUAACAGACAGUGACAGAGAGAAACAGCUUGAUGAGGAGUAUAUAAACGACUUCAGGAUGAAGAAUUCUAAUGAUGAAUCGAUUGUUUACACAGAGAAGAUUGUUAACAAUGGAGAGGAGACAGUGGCGGCAAUAAGAUCAAUAGACAGCAUACAUGACCUGUUCAUAGUUGGGAGAGGACAAGGAAUGAUAUCACCACUCACAGCAGGGCUCACUGACUGGAGCGAGUGCCCAGAGCUCGGAGCGAUUGGGGAUAUGCUGGCCUCUUCAGAUUUUGCAUCAACAGUUUCAGUGCUGGUGGUACAACAGUAUGUUGGAGUAGGGCCACAAGAAGAUGGAUUGGGAACGCCUGACAGCCCGGCUCCACCAAUCGACCAAUAUAAUAGUCUCCUGCAGAUGAACCGGAGGCCUCCGCAGCAGAGGGGCCCGGCUAUGUACAGUCCAUAACCAUGACUUCAAAGGCUCCUAAAAUGAAACAGAGACAGAUAGCAAAAAUACAAUCUGGAAGACAAUUCUUCCUUUCUUCCUUUCCUCUGUAUAAUAUGUUCUUUUAUGGGCAGGUCAGUUGCAGCAUAUGCAUUUAUUGGUAUCUGCAGCAGUUUAGAUUUUCGUUUCUAGGUUUUCUUUUUCUUACUUUUUUUCUGAUUAAUUGAAAUAUAUCAUUAGUUUGAAAUA